AAACGUCUCAAAAGUCACAGCUCCCGGUGACAAUCUUUCUGAUAUCCCUUAUGAUGCUUAUAAUUGUAAUUCUACCGAACCUUCGCCUAGCAAUGAAGUAGGAUUCAAUAUAAUAAUAAAUCGUAUCCCUAGUUCUACGAGUGACUGUAGUAAAUUGUUAUUAAAUACAUUGAUUAUUAAGAACCCCGGUAGUUUGACCGGUUAUCACGAAGUACCGAAACGACCUAACGACUGA
Scutellospora calospora is the source of this 235-nucleotide messenger RNA. The record is from the annotation of a GenBank genome assembly. NCBI's taxonomy places the organism in Eukaryota, Fungi, Glomeromycota, Glomeromycetes, Diversisporales, Gigasporaceae.